GGUGUCGCAAAAUAUAAAAGUAACGACGUGUCAUUGGACCGGUGUCACCUCCGACGUGUCCGCUCAGAUGACCAUUUCCUGUUUAGCUAGCAAAAAGCUUAGUGGCUGCCGGAGAGUUUUAAGGAGAUUUCAUGCCUUCAAUUGGCUUUCCUGGUUCUUGAGGCUCUAAGAUCGUCAGGUAAAACAGCAGGCUGCAGUGAUGUCAUCAGAGCCCAAGUCCCCCACUCCCACCCCAGGGGACACAUACAAGGGCUGGCUCUUCAAAUGGACUAACUAUAUCAAAGGUUACCAGAGACGCUGGUUUGUUCUCAGCAAUGGACUCCUCUCCUAUUACAGGACUCAGGCAGAGAUGGGCCACACGUGCCGCGGCACCAUCAACCUGGCCACGGCCAACAUUGUCGUGGAGGACUCGUGCAAUUUUGUCAUUUCCAACGGCGGUGCGCAGACCUACCACCUGAAGGCCAGCUCGGAGGUGGAGCGCCAGCGCUGGAUCACCGCCUUGGAGCUGGCCUUUGACACGGGGAACAACUCUGAUGACUCAUGCGAAGACGGUCCCUCAGCGCCCCCCACAUCAGGACAUGGCGGCGGGCGUACCUUAGAUAUCCAAUCUACGCUGCGCACACUCGGCAGCAAGGUGGAGGAUCUCGAUACCUGCAACGAUCUCAUUGUCAAGCAUGGAUCUGCCCUGCAAAGGUCUUUGUCAGAACUGGAGGGGAUUCAGCCCGGAGCGGACGUGGGGGAUAAGAUGAGACAAGUGACCGAGCGAGCGACGCUGUUCCGCAUCACCUCCAAUGCAAUGAUAAACGCAUGCCGGGACUUCCUCUCGCUGGCUCAGAACCACAGCAAGCGCUGGCAGAAGGCCUUGCAGCUGGAGAGAGACCAGAGGGUGAGGCUGGAGGAGACCCUGGAGCAGCUGGCCAAGCAGCACAACCACUUGGAGAGAGCUUUCCGGGGAGCAACAGUGCUUCCGUCGUCAAACAGCAACGCCGCCUUGGGCAGCAAAGGCGCUCUUUCAGGAAAAGGAGAUUCCAGCGAUGAGGAUGACAACAACGUGUUCUUCGAUGCCAUGGAGGAACCGGCAGAGUUCAUUACGGUCCCUGCCGAUCCCAAAUACCACAGGAGAUCUGGCAGCAAUGUGAGCGGAUUCAGCAAUGAGACCGGAAUGGAUGACCUAUCUGUAAACUUCGACGAGCUUUCGAUGGCCUCCAGCCCAGAGUCACCGCAGUCCCUGGAGCUGGAGCCAGUCAGACAAAGGCGGUCUCGUAUCCCCGACAAGCCCAACUAUUACCUCAACCUUUGGAGCAUCAUGAAGAACUGCAUUGGAAAGGAGCUCUCAAAGAUACCAAUGCCCGUGAACUUCAACGAGCCUCUCUCCAUGUUGCAACGUUUGUCCGAGGACCUGGAGUACUACGAGCUGCUGGAUAAGGCGUCAAAGUGCCAGAGCUCUCUGGAGCAGAUGUGCUACGUGGCGGCCUUCACCGUUUCCUCCUACUCCACCACCGUCCACCGCACUGGAAAACCCUUCAACCCCCUGCUGGGAGAAACCUUUGAGCUGGAUCGCUUGAGAGAGUGUGGCUACCGUUCCCUCUGUGAGCAGGUAAGUCACCACCCGCCUGCCGCAGCCCACCACGCCUUCUCUGAAAAAGGAUGGACUCUCAGACAAGAAAUCACCCUGGCCAGCAAGUUUCGAGGAAAAUAUUUGUCCAUCAUGCCCCUGGGUGCAAUCCAGUGCAUGUUUGCUAAGAGCAACAACCAUUACUCUUGGAAGAAAGUCACCACAACAGUACACAAUAUUAUUGUGGGAAAGUUAUGGAUCGAUCAGUCAGGGGAGAUCGACGUUGUCAACCACAAGACGGGGGACCGCUGCCACCUCAAGUUCGCUCCCUACAGUUACUUCUCCAGAGAUGUGCCAAGAAAGGUGACUGGCGUGGUCACAGACAAGGACGGAAAGGCGCAUUAUGUGCUCUCGGGCACUUGGGAUGAGAAGAUGGAGUUCUCCAGGAUCAUGCAGAGCAGCAAGAGCGAGAACGGUGCUGAGGGCAAACAGAGAACCGUCUACCAGACUCUUAAAGCCAAAGAAAUAUGGAGGAAGAACCCGUUGCCAGAGGGAGCAGAGACUAUGUACUUCUUCUCCUCGCUGGCCCUGACACUUAACGAGCCCGAAGAGGGCGUGGCACCGACGGAUAGCCGACGGCGGCCCGACCAGCGAUUGAUGGAAGACGGACACUGGGAUGAGGCCAACGCAGAGAAACAGAGGUUGGAGGAGAAGCAACGGAUGGUCCGUCGGGAGAGGGAGAGGGAAGUGAUCAAGGCGGCCCAGACGCCGGACGAAGCUUCCACCCAGGAACCAAUCACUGACUCACCCUUAAAAAUUGACCCAGACCAGAUCGGAACAGAAGCGAGUGAGGGUUCCGAUGAAACCCCUCAUCAAGACAGCCACCAGGCGCUUUGGUUUGAGAAGACUGACGACGCCCAGUCAGGAGAGACCCUGCACGUCUACAAAGGGGGCUACUGGGAGACAAAGGACAGCGGUGCGUGGGACAUGUGCCCGGACAUCUUCUGACGACCUCACCCGGCGUGAAGAUGGCGCACUUCCCUCUCAGGAUGCGAGUGUGUGUUUUUUCUUCUCUACACCUCCAGAAAUGAAGCGGCUGUACUUUGCAGGAACACGGCGGCACCAAGCACACGAGCCAAGGUUGCAUUACCGCUGCUUUCUAUUUUUUUUAGCACUCAUCGGCAAGGCCACGAUCAUCCACCUCACCAAAACGUGCACGUUACUGACAAGGUGAAAAUGGUCCACACCCCCCCUAAAUUGUGUUGAUUUUUGGCUGUAACUGCAAAUGCAGUGUCAUAAAGGAACAGGAGAGUGCUUGAGAGUAGUUGUUUUCAAAAUGUUAGGCACCAAAACACUUUGGAGGGGUGCAGCAGUUUAAAAAGAAU
Messenger RNA from Nerophis lumbriciformis (worm pipefish), 2940 nucleotides. It is a transcript of the gene osbp, whose product is annotated as oxysterol binding protein. Gene Ontology annotation, cellular component: cytosol; plasma membrane; perinuclear endoplasmic reticulum. Lineage: Eukaryota; Metazoa; Chordata; Actinopteri; Syngnathiformes; Syngnathidae. Gene Ontology annotation, molecular function: sterol binding. The record is from RefSeq and is a predicted model, not a curated record.